GUCAGAAUUGUACUUGCAAAACGCAACAGGGAAAGAAUUGGACAAUAACAUCGACAUAAAAAGGAAGUAGAAGCGCAAUCACAUGCAAGAGGCAAACCGUGCUUGCGUGAUCUGCUCCUUCUAAUUGGUCCACUGAGCACUGAUACAUGUGAGAGGGGGGCUCCUUCAGAGGCCUGGAUCGCAGUUCCACGAAAAAACCAUCGCAAAGAACAAAAGUACCAAGAGAAAUAACGAAAAAAUCGUUGACGUUGCAGCCUUUCCUGGAACAUUUAUAUCUGGACGGUCGACCUUUCUUCGUAUUGUAAGAAAAAGGUUUGCUUGUUCUUGUGCCUUAUCUUGUCACACCCGACUAGGGAACGAAUAAGAUCUCAAAUCUAUAUCCGUCUACUGCAACAACCGGACUGACCUUGAUUCUCUUAUAAUCCCACCAGACCCGAGUACUUCAUGCCCCACGCAGAGAGAGACACAAUGGGUGAGCCUCUGGUUAACGGCGAAAAGCCUCAUUCUCAGUUCCUAUCGCACCUGGCUUCCUACCCUGUAGUGUCCGAUUCCAUCACAACCUUCAAGAACAAUAAAUAUGGAGCCACCUCUCUCAAAUACGCAGACCAAGGUUACGAGCGUCUUGCAAAGCCAUUCUUACCUUAUCUCUCUACCCCUUACGCCUACGUUGUGCCUUAUCUCGAAAAGGCCGACUCCCUCGGAGACCAAGGCUUGACCAAAGUCGACGAACGAUUUCCCAUCGUCAAGGAAGAUACCGAAAAGAUCAAGAACACUAUCGUCGAUACCGCAUUCUUCCCUCUCCGCCUUGCCGGUGAUGCGCGCAAACAUGUCAUUGAUACCUAUGGUUCGGAGUACAAGAAGUGCGGUGGUGAUGGCUAUGUGGCCAGUGGUAAAGCUGUUAUUACUACCGGGUUGGUGAUUUCGCAGGAGUCACUGGGUUGGUUGAGCAAUUUUUUGGCCGAGAAGAAGGAUCGGACGAAGGAGAUGGUUAAUGAAAAGGUUAACCACUAGGUAUCUUGGUUGUGACGUUCUCUUCUGCAGUUGGUGCUGUUGCAGACGGUUUUAUCGGUACGGCGAAAUGUCUACACUUCGAAAGAUGAGUUGAGACAUCGUGGCUGUGACGUUGCUAUUGUCUUUAUGAUCUCCCUCAACCCUUGAAAUCCUUAUUCCCCUUGUUGUUUAUUGUUUCCUCUGUUCGAGGUAAUUGUUCCAUACUACGUAUAGAUCGCGUGAUGGAAAUAUUUCAAUAUAUCUUACUCUUGACUACUGAUGUUGUACAUGCGUCUGGCUAUGCAUCUAACUGACUAUGACUACAUCAUCUAUUUUCCAGGAGGCUGUACAUGACGCCGGAAAAAUCUUUGUUCUAAGAAUAGUGGCCAACAUCCAUAUGUGAUCUAAUUCGUGAUUCAAGAAUGAGCCCGAGACUUGAGCAAUAAUCUCGCAGUCACAGUUGACAUAUCUUGCCACUGAGUAUGCACAAAUUACCUAACAUGUUGGUUCAGUUG
Messenger RNA from Talaromyces stipitatus ATCC 10500, 1505 nucleotides. RefSeq names its product pathogenesis associated protein Cap20, putative. The transcript is spliced from 3 exons. Bases 445 to 1011 code for a protein of 188 amino acids. NCBI's taxonomy places the organism in Eukaryota, Fungi, Ascomycota, Eurotiomycetes, Eurotiales, Trichocomaceae. The record is from RefSeq and is a predicted model, not a curated record.